This is a messenger RNA of Lodderomyces pseudojiufengensis, 2832 nucleotides long. It is a transcript of the gene SEC24, whose product is annotated as COPII subunit. Gene Ontology annotation, cellular component: COPII vesicle coat; endoplasmic reticulum exit site. Lineage: Eukaryota; Fungi; Ascomycota; Pichiomycetes; Serinales; Debaryomycetaceae. The record is from RefSeq and is a predicted model, not a curated record. Gene Ontology annotation, biological process: COPII-coated vesicle cargo loading; endoplasmic reticulum to Golgi vesicle-mediated transport; intracellular protein transport. The transcript has a single exon. The coding region runs from base 1 to 2832 and encodes 943 amino acids. Gene Ontology annotation, molecular function: zinc ion binding; SNARE binding.
AUGUCAGGUAGAAGAAGGGCAUAUCCACAACCACAAUACACGGCAGGAGGUGUCGGUCCUCAGCCACCAAUUGGUCAACCUCAACAACCUCAACAACCAAUUGGAGGUCAACCUCAAACAGGAGCACCUUAUGGAGCCGAUCAGUUGAAUAAUCAAUUUCAAAAUAUGUAUAUCAACAAUAAUGGAGCAACAAAUCCUCAAUUUCAACAACCACAACAACAAAAUCAGUACCCACAACAAACUGCACAACAAAGUGGAUUAAGUUAUGAUCCAUAUCAACCACAACCAGGAGCUACUGGAGCAGUUUAUGGACAAGGAAUGGGUGGUUAUCCUCCAGGAGCUGGUGCUCAAACUGGCUUGCCACAACAACAAGCAGCUGGCGGUGCAGCGUAUGCGGGGUAUGGUCAACCAAAUAAUAUUGCAUCAGGUAUCCAAUUUAAUGCAUUAUAUACCACUGAUUUAUCUCGAGAUUUACCACCACCAAUUGCUGAAUUAUCAUUUCAACCACCACCGAUCACAAUUCCUGAAAGUGCAACCCUAAUUCCAGGAUCUAAAACUGCAAAUGGUACACCAGAUUAUUUCAGAUCUACUUUAAAUGUUGUACCAAACAAUUCAUCAUUAUUGAAAAAAUCAAAAUUACCAUUAGCUUUAGUUGUGAAACCAUACAAUGCAUUGAAAAUUGAUGAUGAGAAUGUUCCAGUUACUUGCGAUACAACAAUUAGUAGAUGUCGUCGUUGUCGUGGAUAUAUUAAUCCUUUCAUCACAUUAGCAGAAAAUGGAAGACGUUGGAGAUGUAAUUUUUGUAAUUUAUUAAAUGAUAUUCCAAGUGCAUUUGAAUAUGAUGAGAUAAGUGGACAAGUGAAAAACAAAUUUGACAGAGUGGAAUUAAAUCAUUCAGUGGUUGAAUUUAUUGCACCAAAAGAAUAUAUGGCAAGAGCUCCACAACCAAUUGUAUAUGUUUUUAUUAUUGAUGUAUCUGUUCAAGCCGUUCAAACUGGCCUUACAGGAACCAUUACAAGAACAAUCUUGGAAAGUUUAGAUAGAAUUCCAAAUGCAAACAAGACUGCCAGAGUAGCUUUUAUUGGAGUAGAUUCAACUUUGCAUUAUUUUAGAUUUAACGAAGGUUUGGAAGGUACAGAAAUAAUGGUGGUUGCAGAUAUUGAUGAACCAUUUUUACCAUCACCAGGAGGUUUAUUAGUAAAUUUACAUGAAAAUAGAGAAGCCAUUGAAAAACUAUUAAUUGAUUUUCCAACUUUCUUUGAAGGUAAUGCAAAUCAAGGUUUUGCUUUAGGUCCAGCAUUAAAAGCAGGUCAUAAAUUAAUUAGUAAUGUUGGUGGUAAAUUAGUAUGUUUCACUGCUUCAUUGCCAAAUAUUGGUGAAGGUAAAUUAACUGUUAGAGAUGAAGCAAGUGUUGCUGGUAAAGCUAAAGAAGCCAAGGCUUUACUCACUUCUGCUGACAGUUUUUAUAAGUCAUUUGCAGUCAAUUGUAAUUCAUCACAAGUUACCGUGGAUUUAUUCUUAACUGCUUCAGCCUAUCAAGAUGUAGCCACAUUAUCAAAUUUACCAAGAUAUACUGCUGGUCAAACACAUUAUUAUCCAUCAUGGUCAAGCAACAGAGAUGAAGAUAUUACUAAAUUAUCUAAAGAAGUAAGUGAUCAUUUAUCACAAGAUAUUGCAUUAGAAGCUGUUUUAAGAGUAAGGGGUUCAACUGGUUUCAGAAUGUCAUCAUUCUACGGUAAUUUUUUUAAUAGAUCCUCAGAUUUAUGUUCAUUCCCAACUUUCCCAAGAGAUCAAUCUUAUUUAAUUGAAAUGUCGAUAGAAGAAACAAUAAAUAAACAAGUUGUGUAUUUCCAAGCUGCUGUAUUACAUUCUACAUCAUUUGGAGAAAGAAGAAUAAGAGUCAUGAAUUUAGCAUUGCCAGUAUCAUCUAAACUAGUUGACAUUUAUGCAUCAGCUGAUCAAUUGGCUAUCACUGACUAUUUCACUCAUAAAGCAAUUGAAAAAGCAUUGUCUAGUUCAUUACCUGAAGCAAGGGAUUAUUUGAUUGCCAGAGUUGUUGAUAUUUUGAAUAUUUAUAGAAAAGAGUUAGUUGCUGGAAAUGUUUCUGGUGCUUCACCGUUACAAAUAUCUACUAAUUUGAGAAUGUUACCAUUGUUAUUAUUCUGUUUAACUAAACAUCUCGGUUUCAGAAGUGAUAGAGUUCCAUCAGAUCACAGAGCUGCAGCAUUAAACAAUUUAGGAUCAAUGCCAAUCCCACAAUUAAUAAAGUCUAUAUACCCUACCGUUUAUUCAUUACAUAAUAUGCCAGAUGCAUGUGGUUUACCUGGUGUUAAAGAAGAAACAGAAGAAGGUGAAGAUCAAGAAGAAGAAGUAACAGAAACAGAUGUUGUGUUACCAGAACCAAUCAACGAUUCCAAGUCAAGUUGGGAAAAUUAUGGGUUAUACCUUAUUGACAACGGCAGUGAAUUAUUCCUUUGGGUAUCAGGGAAUGUUGUACCAGGUUUAAUUCAAGACGUAUUCGGCACCGAAAAUCUUUAUGAAAUCCCAACAGGUAAAACAGAAUUACCAGAAUACUCAAUUGAAGAAAGUGAAUUUAAUUACAGGGUACGUCAAAUUAUAGGAAAGAUAAGAGAAAAUGCACAAUCGAUAACAUGGAAAAAUCUUUAUGUUGUUGUCGGGGCUUCUUCUAAUGAACCGAUAGAAAUAUCUCAACAAAGGGAUUUAAUGGCUUUACGAAUGUGGGCCUCAAGUUGUUUGGUAGAAGAUAAAAUAGGUGGUGAACCCUCGUACAGAGAUUUCUUGACUUCAUUAAAGUCAAAGGUUAGUCAAUAG